UGCUCUUCACAAUGGAGGACAAUUUAUAACAUUUUAGCAAAAUAUAAACAAUAGUAAAAUGAACGUGAUAUAACUCUAAUUUUCAGGCGGUCUGCAAGAAACAGAGUCAUCACUGAAAAUGAACAAAGGCUGGCUCGAACUAGAAAGCGAUCCAGGGUUGUUUACAUUGCUGUUGCAAGAUUUUGGUGUGAAGGGAGUCCAAGUUGAAGAGAUUUACGACUUACAGAAAUCAUUUGAGGGGACAACCUAUGGUUUUAUAUUUCUGUUUCGAUGGAUCGAGGAAAGGCGCUCGCGCAGGAAGACAACCACGGAUGAGGAGAGUUUUGUCACAGACAGCGAUAUCGUCAACAAUAUCUUCUUUGCCCAGCAGAUGAUCCCGAACUCAUGUGCGACACACGCCCUGCUUAGUGUGCUACUGAACUGUGAGAAAGUGAGUCUUGGGGAAACGCUCGCCAACCUGAAGGCAGACAGCACAAAUAUGAACCCAGAGAACAAAGGUUAUGCCAUAGGAAAUAUACCAGAAUUGGCCAGAGCCCACAAUAACCAUGCAAGACGAGAGUCUUGCCAGUUGCCGGAGAAGCAGCAGGGUAUGACUGUGCGUACGAUGGAGGCCUUCCACUUCGUUAGCUACGUGCCAAUACAUGGGCGGCUCUUUGAACUAGAUGGUCUGAAGCCCUACCCCAUAGACCAUGGUCCAUGGGACAAGAAUGAAGACUGGACAGAAAAGUUCAGACGAGUGAUCUCAGAGCGCCUUGGCAUGGCCACUGGAGGUGAGCCGUACCACGAUAUUCGGUUCAACUUGAUGGCAGUUGUCCCAGACAAGGUCAGCCUCUAUGAACACAAACUGAGCACCCUGAAGACAAACAGACAGAUAGUACUUGAGGCCUUACAACAGAUGGUCAAAGUGACCUCACCAGGAAUAACAGUUGCUGAGAAGGAAAAGUGUCUUGCCGCAGUGAAAAAGAGGAAUCCUCAAGCUGCGGUUGCCAUGGAAAUCUGUGUUGAGGGGAAACCAGAUGGCUCUUGUCAUACUGACAUGGCGCUCGGGGGUGAAGUCAAGCCAAACAUUAUUGACCUGACAGCCGAGGAUGGCCUAGGGAUCACUGGUGGUGCUAGUUCUCAAACACAAAUGUGUUCAAACACACUCCCUGCUGGCAGGGCCGUUGUGAAAUCGGAAUCUCAGACUGUUACACUUAGCGAACAUGUUCCUGGUAACCAGUCUGGGUUUUUCACUGAAAGUGUUCAGACAAGGAUAGAGGAGAGGAUGGAUGUUCAGAUCUCAGUUGCCAUGGAGACAGGCUUGUCCACAAUAGUUCCCACCACAGCAUCCACAUCUGAUGUGACCAAACCACUUACCAUAGAGACAAGGUUUACAGGUUCCCCAGGGCCUAGCAGUGAGAGUACGGACACAGCGUCGGAGGUAGGCAGUUGUUUCAGCUCCCCUAGCAGCAGUACAGCAGGGACCUCCACACAGAACAGCCCAAACGUAUCCGGGGCAGAGAAACCAGAUGGUAGCCCAAGAGUGAAAUCAGAAGACGACUCCACAAGUUCCUCCAGACACAAGACCAAACUACACAGUCAGCAUGGCUUCAGACCAAAGGAUCUCAUUGCGUUGUUGAAAAAUGUGGAAAAUGAAAUUAAAAUCUGUGAAACAAAGCUGCAAGAUGAACAGGAAAAGAUCAAGAAAUACAAGAUUGACAACUGCCGUCGUACCCACAACUACGACCAGUUCCUGUGCACUUUUCUGUCGAUGUUGGCCCAACAGGGGCACCUGGCAGAGCUGGUCCAGCAGCACAGCCUCAUCAAGAAACGUAUCCCUGCACACAUUGCACAGGCUGCAAAACUCACACAGGCCGCAAAGAAAAAGAAGAAAACUAAACGCCGGAAAUGAAGUCCAAUACCGAAGACCAGUAUUUGAUAGCUUAUGCCAUCCUUAGAACAGUAUUUUUAUACAGUGACCUGACCCAGACUAUAUUAGUGGGUAAUAUGGUAGGGAAUAAUGAGAACAUUAGUGAGGGUACAAAAAAUAUAUCCCAAGUUCAAGGAUUUCAUUUAAAAUUCACAUCAUUGUCACAAAUUGCAUUAAAACAUUUAUAUGAAUUAAGUCUGGAUAGCUCCGAGGUAAUGCUUCGGGAAUGUUCCUGUGGCCUCUCUCCUGGACACUUAGUGCUGGUGAGUUUGACCCAGGAAGUGGGCUCGACCUCAAGAAAUUGGUAUUAACUAAACCUUUUAUUCAUAAAAUUAAAUAAUCUUGGUUUAAACUCGUGUAAACUUUUAUUUUUUUAAUUAAGUAUUAAAAAGAGAAUUACUUUUCAGAAAUACUGAUUCCAAAAAGCAUUCUCACUAUAUGUUGGUUAAUAAGCAGGGGUUCAGAUUUAAUGACUAAGUAAUCAAACAACAGAAUAGUAUAAGUAUACUGCAAUAAACAAUGUUUGACUAUUUCAGGGGUAAAAAAUGGUAGGUGGGGGCAUUUACAGUUGGCCUUUUGUCCAUGGUAUAAAGCAUAAACUUAAUUUGCUACCAUUUCAUAUUUGCAAAAACUAGUGAAGAGCCAUACAUGGACUUGCCAGGACUAAAUAAAUGUCUUUAAUUUUCUCAUGACUUAUUUUGAAUUAAUGAAUUUUAUUGCGUGUUGUCUAAAAUGGUGAUAAUGACAACUGUCCGAAUAUUACUCUAUUAAAUAUUGCUUAUAGUUAGUGAAAAGUUUACGACUUAAUCUGUUUUCUCUUUACCUAUGAUGUAAAAAAUAUCAGGUAAACAUUUGCAAAAUGUGUCUUAUUUGACUUGAUAUGUCAAAGAUUUUAAUUGAAGUUUUACGACAUUUUUCCAUUUGCUGACAAUUCUGAAUGAACAUUUCAUGUACGAUGAUAUGUUGUGUUUCUGUUAACAUGCUGUGGAACAAGAGUGAAAGAUAGACGUUGAGCUUUGUUCUUUUGUGAAACAUACAUCUAUGUUCACAUUGUCAGUACCUUUUGAUAUAAGUUAUGCAUUGUAGUCUGAAAGCAAGAACACUGAAUGACUUAAGUCUUAUACUAAAAAAAAGUAGAGCUCAAGUCAUACACUGAAUGACUGUAGAGCUCUUGUCAUGCACUGAAAUAUUGUAGAGUUCUUGUUGUGUAAUGAAUGGUUGUAGAGCUAUAUUUGUACAUUGUUUUGAUGUAGAGCUCUAACAUAAGUCACACACUGAAUGAUUGUAGAGCUCUUUUCAUACAUUGAAAGAUUGUAGAGCUCUAGUCAUACACUGAAUGAUUUAUGAGCUCUAGUCAUACACUGAAUGAUUGAUGAGCUCUAACAUAAGUGACACACUGAAUGAUUGUAGAGCUCUGUUCAUACAUUGAAUGAUUGUAGAGCUCUAGUCAUACAUUGAAUGAUUGUAGAGCUCUAGUCAUACACUGAAUGAUUGAAGAGCUCUAACAUAAGUGACACACUGAAUGAUUGUAGAGUUAUUUUUAUACACUGAAUGAUUGUAGAGCUCUAGUCAUACAGUGAAUGAUUGUAGAGCUCUAGUCAUACAGUGCAUGAUUGUAGAGCUCUAGUCAUACACUGAAUGAUUGUAGAGCUCAUUUCAUACACUGGAUGAUUGUAGAGCUCAUUUCUAGAUUGACUGAGUGAUUGUAGAGCUCAUUUCGUACACUGAAUGAUUGUAGAGCUCAUUUCAUACACUGAAUGAUUGUAGAACUUAUUUCAUACACUGACUGAGUGAUUGUAGAGCUCAUUUCAUACACUGAAUGAUUGUAGAGCUCAUUUCAUACAUUGACUAAUUGACUGUAGAGCUCAUUUCAUACACUGAAUGAUUGUAGAGCUCAUUUCAUACACUGAAUGAUUGUAGAGCUCAUUUCAUAUUCUGAGUGAUUGUACAGCUCUAGUCGUACACUGAACGAUUGUAGAGCUCAUUUCAUACAUUGACUGAGUGAUUGUAGAGCUAUAUUCGUAUACUGAAUAACAUACUGUAGAGCUCUUUUGUAAAUAUUUUGGAUUAAUCUGCAAUGGAUACAUUGGAUAUUUCUUGUCAUACACAACACUGCCUUUUGUUACAAAUCAUUAUUUUUUAUGUCGUUGCUGUUAUUGUAAUAAAUUGACUGCUGAAA
Mya arenaria is the source of this 4088-nucleotide messenger RNA. RefSeq names its product ubiquitin carboxyl-terminal hydrolase BAP1-like. The transcript has 14 exons. Gene Ontology annotation, molecular function: cysteine-type deubiquitinase activity. Gene Ontology annotation, biological process: protein deubiquitination; ubiquitin-dependent protein catabolic process. Lineage: Eukaryota; Metazoa; Mollusca; Bivalvia; Myida; Myidae. Gene Ontology annotation, cellular component: cytoplasm. The coding region runs from base 119 to 1891 and encodes 590 amino acids. The record is from RefSeq and is a predicted model, not a curated record.